GGGAAGGCCCGGCCCGGGAGGGCGCAAGAACAAGCACCGAGCGGAGAGAGGCAGCGGAGCGGCCCCACACCCCACACCCCGCCCUCCAGGACAGGCUCCAGCCCUCAGUGCAGGUCAAGCAGCCCCGCGCGCCGGCACCUCAGCGACUGCAUCAGUGAGUCAGUGAGUGAAUCUACUGAAGAGAGAACAUGGGGCUCUUUGACAAAUUAGCUGGCUGGCUUGGUCUUAAGAAGAAGGAGGUUCAUGUGUUGUGUCUAGGGCUGGAUAAUAGUGGGAAGACAACUAUAAUUAAUCGUCUAAAACCUUCAAACGCUCAAGUGCAAGACAUUGUUCCCACCAUCGGAUUCAGCAUAGAAAAUUUCAAGACUUCUGGUCUGUCCUUUACAGUGUUUGAUAUGUCUGGCCAGGGAAGGUACCGAAACCUUUGGGAACACUAUUUUAAGGAAGGCCAGGCCAUCAUUUUUGUUAUUGAUAGCAGUGACAAGCUGAGGAUGGUAGUUGCCAAAGAGGAACUUGACACACUUCUGAAUCAUCCAGAUAUUAAACACAAACGAAUUCCAAUUUUAUUUUUCGCAAACAAAAUGGAUAUCAGGGAUGCUUUGUCAUCUGUCAAGGUUUCACAGUUGUUGUGUUUAGAAAAUAUCAAAGAUAAGGCAUGGUAUAUUUGUGCCAGUGAUGCCGUAAAAGGAGAAGGGCUACAAGAAGGGGUGGAUUGGCUACAAGAUCAAAUCAAAGCAAUGAAGACGUAAAGAUGUAAUGACACAAGAAGAACUUCACUAAGAGAGACAGAUUCAGAACUUGGCAGAACCAAGAGCUGUGCCAUGUACCAAAUACAAUCAAUUUGAUGUAAUGAAACUUUAAUCUGUCUUUAAGUUGUGUUAAAAAUGUACUAGAAGUUGAAGUAAUAUGUAAUAUUGUAAUGACGUCAACAUGUAAUAUAUGUUUCAAUUGAUAACUAGUUUAAUUUUAUAAAUGACUUAAAAAGGCAUUACUGAGCAUUUAGAAAAGUUUUUAAAAAACAGUAUAUGUGACUCUCUGUUGGCCAAAGUUUGUAUGUAUAUUUCUACAGAUGGUGACGGGUAAACUAUUUAUUAGUAAAUAUUCAGUGGUGUCCUUCCUUGA
Callorhinchus milii (elephant shark) is the source of this 1122-nucleotide messenger RNA. It is a transcript of the gene arl6, whose product is annotated as ADP-ribosylation factor-like 6. The coding region runs from base 189 to 749 and encodes 186 amino acids. The record is from RefSeq and is a predicted model, not a curated record. NCBI's taxonomy places the organism in Eukaryota, Metazoa, Chordata, Chondrichthyes, Chimaeriformes, Callorhinchidae. Gene Ontology annotation, cellular component: cytoplasm; axoneme. Gene Ontology annotation, molecular function: GTPase activity; GTP binding. Gene Ontology annotation, biological process: protein localization to cilium; cilium assembly; vesicle-mediated transport. The transcript is spliced from 8 exons.